UUCCAUUAGUGACGGUUUUUUAAUCUUCUACUUCGUCGUCACUGAAAUUAUGGAUGUUUCGACACCGCUCCGGCUAUUGGAACUCAACCUGAUAUCUGCUCAAGAUUUGGAACCCAUCGUCCGCCGCGGAAUGAAGACGUACGCGGUGGCUUGGGUCAACCCGAAACGCAAGCUCACGACCCGAAUCGACACCGAAGGCCACACCAACCCGACGUGGAACGAUAAGUUCAUUUUCCGGGUCGACGACUUGUUCUUGUCCAGUGAAACGUCCGCCGUCAUGGUCGAGGUCUACGCCGUCCAUUGGUUCCGUGAUAUCCACGUCGGGACCGUUCGGAUCAUCGUCGGGAAUCUCUUGAAGUCGAGCUCGUCGGGCCAUCAAUGCCUUGAAUUUGAGCUGGGGAUGAGGUUCGUCGCGCUUCAGGUCCGGCGGCCUUCGGGUCGGCCGCAAGGCAUUUUAAACAUCGGGUUGACGUUGCUCGACGGUUCGAGGAGGAGCAUGCCGUUGUAUAUGCAAAUGGGUUCAUCGGCGGUCGGGUACCAAUAUUUUAUGGGCGAAGACGAGCCGGUUCAAAGCAGUGAUCGGAGCAACAACAACAACAACAACCAAUUUUCAUUUGAACCGAUCAAACAUGAGCUUCGAAGAACCUUGAGCGAUUCGAGUUCGAUGUUGGGGUCUCAAUAUGUGCCGAUGAUCUCCUUUAAAGGAUCGUCCAUUUUCAACACCGGCGGCGGCGGUGGCCCGUCGGAAAGAAGCGACUACAAGAUCAAAUCGAGGGGGAGCUCAAUGUUGAAUUACACGUUUGAGAACGGUACUAACAAAAAAGAAAAAUCAAGCACGAUCAUAUACGGGUCAAGCGGGUUAACAUUUGGCGGGUUUGAUCACCGGGCUCGGAAGUACGAUUCCGAUUUGGGACCGUCGCCAUCGGAAGUUGCGGCCGCCGUCGCCAAGAUCAAGACCCAAAACAAAACGGACGAAGCAGAGAGCUCGUUGGUCGGGAGUUGGAGUUUGGACGAGAGCAUGGAAGGGAUCGUUUCGAAGCUAGAGAGGUGGAGGGUCGAGCUCCCUCCUAUGUACGACCACGACCGCGACGGCUACAGCGACGGAAGCAGAGUUUCUUCUAGUAGUCUGGGGAAGGCUUUGACGGCGCCGAACAAAAAAACAAAACACACCCGAAGACGAAGCUCGCCGGGACUGUUUUCGUGUUUUGGCACCAUUUGCGGCCAUGAAUUUUCCAUAAAAUGCAGCGGAGCUGGCGGCGGAGCAAAUGCAGGGAAGAAAAGAAAAAUUUGCACCAAGCCCCUUCAAAGGGUAGCUUGAGUUUGCUUUGAAAUCGAGAAAA
This is a messenger RNA of Hibiscus syriacus, 1340 nucleotides long. RefSeq lists its product as uncharacterized. The record is from RefSeq and is a predicted model, not a curated record. Gene Ontology annotation, biological process: defense response. Bases 50 to 1318 code for a protein of 422 amino acids. The transcript has a single exon. Lineage: Eukaryota; Viridiplantae; Streptophyta; Magnoliopsida; Malvales; Malvaceae.